AUGGAUAUGGUCCAAAAAAGAUUAGCAGAUGAAAAGAAUUCUGGUGGGUAUGGCAGGGGAAAAGUAUUGGAUAGAGUUAGGAAAUCGGUUGCUGAGAUUGAAAACAACAUUGUUGGGGAUGGGGUGGAGGCACAGGCAGUUGGUGAUAAAGCUAAAAUGAGUGAUGUAGAGAAGAUAUCUAUGGGAAUGAAGAAACUAACUGCAGCCAUAGUUGAAUUUGGGGAAGUAAUGACUGAAGUUGGGAGCAAAAACACCGGACAAGAAAUUAUAAAGAAGACUUUUAGCAAGAUGUCUGAUAUGCUGAACAUUGCUUCAACUUCCCAGCCUGACAAGACUUCGACAUUAUUGGACGAUGAUCCAAUCUUCAGCAGCGAGAGCUUUCUUGCAGCAGUUGCAUCAUUGGAAAAGGCAGCAAUGGAAGCAUUGGAAAAGGCCACCACAAUCACCGAAGAACCUGUUGAUCCUGAAACAUUUUCACCACCACGCUUCAAUUUGUUAACACCUACCCCCCCGGAUAUUCAAAAACCAAACGAAACAACUACUACACUCCCUGGUGAGGAAAGAAGCACAGAAAAGGAACAAACAUUGUUUGACAUUGCACUUGAGGAAUCAGAGAGGGAGAAUGUCCAACAUGGGGAGAGAGAGAAAAGAAAAUUGAAAAAUGUUCCAUUGCGAUUGAGGUCUCCAUAUUGGACGAAAAACAAUGAAAAGCUCUCCUUUGUCUCUGCGAAAGAGAAGAUGCUGUCUGAUUUUGCAUUCAUGGAACCGUCUAUUCAACAUCCAAUAGAUGAAACACUGUUUAGGUAUAAAAGGUACCACAUUGCAAGGGACCAGUUCUUGACUCUACGGGACGGUGAAGUAGAGAAGACCAUUAUAGAUGUUUGGAGCUUAAGAAUGAAUUCUGAAAAUAUCACUCGUGGAAUGGGUGAACCAAAAUGCAUCUACUUCACCACCAAUCCUUUUAUGGAAAUUGAUGAUGCUACUGAAUGGAAAAUAGAAUUCUCUGCAGAGGAAAAACAAAGACGGUUCAAUGGAUCUUUGGAUUAUGAGAUUAAAUUGGCCUCUAACAUUGACAUCUCUGAUGCUGAACUGGUUUUCUUCCCUGUUAUACGCUAUCAUCACUAUUUCAUCAUGUGCUUGAACUUCAAGAAAAGGGUUGUCCAAGUAGUUGACAAUAGAACACUGGGCAAGAAUACCAACUUUCUACAAAGAUAUGAUAAUUGUGAUCAAAACCUAGUUAAUGCAUUCAAAGAGUAUUGCAAAUUUAAAAGGAUCACAACUUUGUUAAACAAAAUGACAAAGCAUGAUGAUGAAGAUGAUGUGUUUAACCAUGAAUUGGUGAAGAUGUCUUGGAAAAAUGCCACUAAUGUUACUGAUUGUGGAGUUUAUUGCAUGCGUCAUAUGCAGACCUUUAAGGGUAAUGGACCGAAUUGGGAAUCUGGAUUUAACAGAACACCUGCAAAUGCAAUAUUCUUGACAUCUUUGAGGGCAAAAUAUGCUGCCGACAUAUUAUUUUUACCAAUGAAUGAGCACAAACAAUCCAUACUACAAGCAGCCCAGAUCGGGAGAAUUAAAAAGGGGAUUUUGAACAAGUAUAAUGUUCUUGUUGAGUAA
Molecule: messenger RNA, 1614 nt
Organism: Ipomoea nil (Japanese morning glory)
Lineage: Eukaryota; Viridiplantae; Streptophyta; Magnoliopsida; Solanales; Convolvulaceae
Exons: 9
Coding region: 1-1614 (537 amino acids)
Source: RefSeq, a predicted model, not a curated record